UCGAUCGAUCGAGUAAGCGCUCCCGACGACGAUCGAGAUGAUGGCGCGCAACCUGGCGACGUCGCUUCUGCUCGUCAUCGGCCUCGCUCUUCUGCUUCCGUCGUUCUGCGCGGCCGAACCGAUCAAGACCACGCCCACGCUGUGGAGCUUCCACAUCCCGCUGCCCAACGGCGUCAGCGGCGCCGAGAGCCUCGCCUUCGACCGCAGGGGCCAGGGGCCCUACGCCGGCGUCUCCGACGGCCGCAUUCUCAAGUGGGGCGGCACCGCCGUCGGCUGGACUACGUUCGCGCACAGCACCAACUACCGGAAGAUCCCCUUGUGCACGGCGUCCGUGGUGCCGUCGGAAGAGACAGAGAGCAUCUGCGGCCGCCCGCUGGGGCUGCAGUUUUACGCCAAGACCGGCGACCACUACAUUGCCGACGCAUACCUAGGGCUGAUGAAGGUCGGGCCGGACGGCGGCGAGGCCGAGGUUCUGGCGACGCAAGCGGAUGGCGUGCCGUUCCACUUCGUCAACGGCCUGGACGUCGAUCAGGCCACCGGUGAUGUCUACUUCACCGACAGCAGCACCACCUACCCGCGCAGGUUCAACACGGAGAUCAUGAUGAACGCCGACGCGACGGGGCGGCUGCUCAAGUACGACGCGCGGACCAAGCACGUCACCGUGCUCAAGGCUGGCCUGCCGUACCCGAACGGCGUCGCGGUCAGCGGCGACAGGACGCACGUGGUGGUGGCGCACACCGUGCCGUGCCAGGCGUUCAGGUACUGGCUCAAGGGGCCCCAGGCCGGGCAGUACGAGCUCCUGGCCGACCUGCCGGGGUACCCCGACAAUAUCAGGCGCGACUCCAUGGGAGGCUACUGGGUCGCGCUGAACCAGGAGAAGAUGCGGCUCAACGCCACGGCUCCCGUAAAGCACCUGGUUGGCGUCCGGCUCGGCGCAGACGGCGUGGAGCACGAGGAACUGACAGCGGCCAAGGGCGUGACGCUCAGCGACGUCGCGGAGAAGGACGGCCAGCUGUGGCUAGGGUCGGUGGAGCUCGACUAUGUUGGUCUCGUUCAUUAGAUUUCUUUACAUUAGUUAU
Phragmites australis (common reed) is the source of this 1079-nucleotide messenger RNA. RefSeq names its product protein STRICTOSIDINE SYNTHASE-LIKE 10-like. NCBI's taxonomy places the organism in Eukaryota, Viridiplantae, Streptophyta, Magnoliopsida, Poales, Poaceae. Gene Ontology annotation, biological process: biosynthetic process. The transcript has a single exon. Gene Ontology annotation, molecular function: strictosidine synthase activity. Bases 38 to 1060 code for a protein of 340 amino acids. The record is from RefSeq and is a predicted model, not a curated record.